CCGCCCCAGAGAGCCGCCCCUGUCCGUGGCCCCGCCGCCGCCAUGUCGGGCCCGGGCGGCCGCGCUGCUCUGCCGCCGCCGCUGCUGCUGCUGCUGCUGCUGCUGGGGCUGCUCGGGCCGCUGGCGGCGCGGCCCCGCUACGAACCCACCUGGGGCUCGCUGGACGCCCGGCCGCUGCCCGCCUGGUUUGACGAGGCGAAGUUCGGCGUCUUCAUCCACUGGGGCGUGUUCUCGGUGCCCAGCUUCGGCAGCGAGUGGUUCUGGUGGUACUGGCAGAAGGAAAAGAGAGAGCCCUAUGUGAAAUUUAUGGAAGCAAAUUAUCCCCCUGGCUUCAGCUAUGAAGAUUUUGGACCUCUGUUUACAGCAGAAUUCUUUGAUCCCAACCAGUGGGCAGAUAUUCUGAAGGCUUCAGGUGCAAAAUAUGUUGUCUUAACUUCAAAACAUCAUGAGGGCUUUACUUUGUGGGGGUCCAAAUAUUCUUGGAACUGGAAUGCUGUUGAUAUGGGACCAAAGCGAGAUCUUGUUGCUGAACUAGCAACAUCUGUUAGAAACAGGACUGACUUGCAUUUUGGGUUAUACCAUUCCCUGUUUGAAUGGUUCAAUCCUCUUUUCCUUGAGGAUGCCACUAAUGCCUUUAAGACAAGAAAGUUUCCAACCAGUAAAUCAUUACCAGAACUCUAUGAAAUUGUGACCAAGUACCAGCCAGAAAUAAUUUGGUCUGAUGGGGAUGGAAAUGCUCCAGAUACUUACUGGAAUAGCACUGGUUUCUUGGCUUGGCUGUAUAAUGACAGCCCAGUCCGGGACACAGUAGUGACCAAUGACCGCUGGGGACUUGGCAGCAUCUGUACCCAUGGUGGCUUCUAYACGUGCAGUGACCGCUACAACCCUGGGCACCUCCUGCCCCACAAGUGGGAGAACUGCAUGACCAUCGACCGCAGCUCCUGGGGCUACCGCAGGGACGCGUGGCUUGGCGACUACCUCUCCAUCGAGGACUUGGUGAAGCAACUUGCAGAAACAGUGUCUUGUGGAGGAAAUCUCCUGAUGAAUAUUGGGCCCACUCACGAUGGUCGCAUUGCUGUUGUGUUUGAGGAGCGUCUGAGGCAGGUGGGCGCCUGGCUGAAGGUCAACGGAGASGCCAUCUAUGGAACAAAACCAUGGAGAGCACAGAACGACACGGUCACACCUGGAGUCUGGUACACUUUCAGCCCUAAAGAAGGGAAAGUCAAUGCUAUCUUCCUUAACUGGCCAGUCUCUGGGAUUCUGGAACUUGGUGAGCCACAGGCUAAGCUUGGAGAAACACAGGUGAAGCUGGCUGGUUACAAAGAAAUGCUGAAAUGGGUUGCUCUGGGAGAAAAGGGAAUUAUUGUUGCUCUACCUCRCUUAACUCCUCAGCAAUUGCCAUGUCAGUGGGGCUGGACCUUACAACUGACUGACAUAAACUGAGCCAUACUCUGUUGGAGCCCUGGGUAGCAGGGAAUGCUGAUGUUUUGCUCUUUCUUAUGACUGGUUUUAAACUUGCUUGGCUGAGAAACACCAAUAAAUUCACUUUUUUAUGAGAGGUGGGCUGUUUUUAAAGGAUGGAAUGGAACAAACCUCACMAAGUCUAGCAGUAGAUCAGUGAUCCUCUGCAUCCAUUUUGUUUCUUUGAACUUGUGAAAAAUUGAGCAGCUACCUUGACCUCUCCACUUGUUUUAGUUGUUUCUGGCCAAGUUAUGUGAAGAAUGAGGCGGGAGGGAAACAGGCACUAAAUUUUUAGAGACAAAAGAAAGAACAAAGCUCAAGCUGSUGUUCAAAUGCACAUAAGUCAGUUGUACACCCUCUUAAAUGCAAGAAAUUUAACUUCCACAAAAUUGCACAGUAAAAACUGACAGUUUUAGAGAAAAGAAUAAWUUUUUUCCAGCUGUGUUUAACUAGUGGUAGCUGGCAGUUUCAGCUCAGUAGGGUAAUAUCUGAAAGAACAGGSCUGCAAGGGUUGGAAAUUCAUCAUAAAUACGUGCAGGCAAUGCAUAUGUACAUCAUAAUUUCUCAUCAUGACAGUCAGUCAUUUUACAUAUUMCUAUUCUUGAGUAAUUCUGUCCAGUAUUGGGACACAGGUAAACUGAGAGAGGGUUGUGUUUUUGUAUUUUGUAUAAUUUCACAUGGGUAAUACUUGCCUCUUGUGUAAAAACAAAGGCUAUAAACAGUUACCAGGGUGCCUUCUGUGGACUAUUAAACCAAACCUAUACUUCAGUGACUAACUCUUAGAAAAAGACAAAUUAUCAGGAGUUGCUAGGGGUCUUCAGCUUUGGCAGAGAGACAUUUCAAGCAGAGGGCAGCCUGCAUCCAAGUUGAAAAAUUUCCAGACUCAUCAUGUGCCAUGAUUUAUAGGGAUAGACACAAGGUGGUUUGCAAAGAGGAGGGAGAUAAAGGACAAUAAAAAGCAUGAAUUGUUUUUGUUUCAGUGUAGAGACUGAAGGUUUAUUUUCCCUGAGUAAUGUUAGUGAGUGCAAAAUUAGUACUGUGUAAGUUAAAUUUAUUCUUUCAGCUCUGUCAGGAUUUUGAGUCAUGGGCCAUGUCAGCUUAUUCUCUUCCCUGCUAGUAAUGUUAAUAAACACACAAAGCAUACAUUAAAAUAUUUUAUUACAAUACAGACAAUUGGGCUCAAAAUUAAUACAAAUUAGGAUAAAAUAUUUACAAGGUGAUGUGUACAGUGUAGGUGUUUGAACAGCAGAAACAAGAGACUGUCUAAAAAACUCCAUUCCUUUAGUAUUAAGUAACAGACAGAGCAGACCCCCGGCUUGUUCAAGAGGAACACCCAUCCAUUGGCAAAGGCUUUCGGAAGAAUGACAGCCUUUGGAACAAGAUUUGUAAAGCUAAGGGGGAAAAGUCAACAUUUUAGAAAGAAAAAUCUGGGGAAGAAGAAAAAAGCAUUACUUCAUUCUGCUGCCUUGUACUAUUCUUAGAUCACUAUCAUUAGUUCUUCCCAAAACUUACACACCCCAGGCCAAGAAAUGGGUUUUUUUAGUAACUUGCUGUAAUACUGCCACCAGAUGCCUUUUAGAUGCAAUAAAAACAACCCAAUGAAUUACAGAAGAGAUUAACCACUUUUUAAUAGAAAAGUCUUUACUCACAAUGUUUCUUUCAUUAAGAAUAUUUUUAAUGGGUGCAACAUAAUUCUGUUAGAAGAAAUAUGGGCUCACUCCCACUUUCUUCAGAGUGUGCUUUCUGCUGGUCUGCCACUCCUACACCAUUACAAAAUUAAUCCAAGUCUCAUCAGUAGUCGCAAGGGAUUUGUUAUAAAUACACCAUCUGUUYGUAAAAAUGUUCAGGUCAUUUCUCUAGCUGCUGAGGGGUACUAAAAGCUUCAUACACAUUAGCAGCAAAAUCUUUCACUUGUUCCAUCAUCAACAGGUCCUG
Malurus melanocephalus (red-backed fairy wren) is the source of this 3396-nucleotide messenger RNA. It is a transcript of the gene FUCA2, whose product is annotated as alpha-L-fucosidase 2. The transcript is spliced from 7 exons. Bases 43 to 1443 code for a protein of 466 amino acids. The record is from RefSeq and is a predicted model, not a curated record. Gene Ontology annotation, biological process: glycoside catabolic process; fucose metabolic process. NCBI's taxonomy places the organism in Eukaryota, Metazoa, Chordata, Aves, Passeriformes, Maluridae. Gene Ontology annotation, molecular function: alpha-L-fucosidase activity. Gene Ontology annotation, cellular component: lysosome.